Cavenderia fasciculata is the source of this 3969-nucleotide messenger RNA. It is a transcript of the gene gacM, whose product is annotated as RhoGAP domain-containing protein. The coding region runs from base 1 to 3969 and encodes 1322 amino acids. The record is from RefSeq and is a predicted model, not a curated record. Gene Ontology annotation, biological process: signal transduction; GPI anchor biosynthetic process. The transcript has 10 exons. Lineage: Eukaryota; Evosea; Eumycetozoa; Acytosteliales; Cavenderiaceae. Gene Ontology annotation, cellular component: membrane; glycosylphosphatidylinositol-N-acetylglucosaminyltransferase (GPI-GnT) complex.
AUGUUUAACUUUGGCAAGGGUAAAAGUCCUUCAACUAACAACGUUAAUCCCAAUUCAAAUACAACUGGAGGAGGAGGAGGAGGAGUAGGGACAACACAAGGUAGCAGUGGUAAUAAUAAGAAUCUAAAUAACUCUUCAGGCAAUUCAACACCAACACAAUCAUCUACUCCAACUACACCAAGUGUUACUUCACCUUUAGGUCCACUUAAUAACAACAACAACAACAAUAAUAAUAGUAGUAAUAACAAUCUAGGUGGAAGUAAUCCUCUAUCACCGACCAACAAUUCAAGUAAUCAUUUAAACGUAUCUACCUCUUCAUUACUUUCAGCAAGUACUAGUAGUCUAGCAGCAGCAGCAGCAGCAACACAAGAUUCAUCAAUGUUACAUAUUAAUAAUGGAGGUAUAAAUAUCUUGUCUGGUACACCAAUCAAUCCCAAUCAAGAUGGUGGUCCACCAAUACUAAACAAGUUUACAAGAUAUCUCUUGGCAAAGGGUACUUCAGUUGAACAUAUCUUUAAACCUCUUGCUGAAUUGGAACCUGAAGUAUUGAUUGUAAAGAAAAAUUUAUUAAAAGAUUUAAGUGUUGGUGAUAAUGUUGAACAAAUUCAAAUAUCAACCUAUACAAACAAUCCACAUGUAGUAUCUGAAUUAUUAAAACAAUAUCUUUAUUCAUUACCUGAACCUUUAUUCUCCUAUCAUUUGUAUGAUAGCUUUUUAAUAACUCACACAAUCGUAUCACAACAAGAUAGAUUAUGGUCAUAUAGAUUCUUAUUGGCUUAUUUACCUCUGGGAUAUAGAGGAGCCAUAAAGAGUUUAAUUGGAUUGUUAAACAAGAUUCAUAGUAAUCAUGGUCAAACUAAAAUGGAUUCUCAAUUGUUGGCAAAUAUCUUUGCACCUGUAUUCCUUCGUCCAGAAGAGGAAAUGUAUUAUAUGAAAACUGAUCGCAUUACAAUAGAGGAGAUUAUAAAGUUUUGGAUAGAAGAUUUUGAUACCAUUUCUAAACCUCCCACUACAAAUGCAAUCCCUGGUACUACUUCAAUCAUUGGUGGUAAUAGAGGUACCUCAUUUUUGGCAACUCAACCUUCUUUUCUUAACAAAGAACUUCCACAACAACAACAACAACAACAGGUUGCUGCCUCUAAUAAUUCAGGAUCGGUUACAACUUCACCCAAUUCUACAAGUACUUUAGCUCCUGUUGUAUCCAACAACACCAACAACAAUAAUAACGGCGGCAACAAAGAAGAAGCUCAUCCACUAUCUCCAUUGUCGCAUCCAACAAUAGGAUUAAACAAAUCCUCAACAAACAAUAACCUAACCAAUGCUACCAACCCACAACAACCAUCACCAAAACUCUCACUACCAACCAUUCCAAAACAACAAAACACCCAACAAACUACAACCGUCAUUAAAAUCAAAACACCACUUCAGGCUACUUCCAACAGUAAUUCUAAAUCCAAUCCUACAUCACCUACUAUAGUCUCACCUACAAGUUCAACACCAAAGGCAGCAGCAGCAACAGCAGCAACAACAACUACAGCCUCGGUACCAAAUUCUCCAUCUACAAAGACUACGACAACGACGAAUACACCAGCAACCUCUACAACUAUUCAUUCUACACCAACAAAGGAUAACCAAACCAAAAGCAAUAUUACAAGUCCACAACCAAAACAAACACCACAAUCACCACAAUCACCAAAUGUAUUACCACCUUCACCCAGCAUCAACAUGUCACCACCACCACCAGCUACAGUUGAUCCUACCACCAAAAAGAUUCCUCUAACACCAUUGUCUCAAUUGGAUUCAGAGACUGUGGAUAAAAUCAACAAAGUCAGAGGCACCACGGAAUCAUUAAUCAAUGACUAUAUUUGGAAACAAUUAAAACUAAUUGCAAAGAAUAUUGAAAUUGAAACAAAUUACACAAUAACCAUUAAACUUUCAACCAUCCUAAGAGAUUCAAAAAGACAUUUAAUUGAUUCAUCACAACAAUUAUUAUCAAUCAACAAAAAUGAUGUUAAAGGUUAUAUUAAAGAGAAUCAAAAACCACAAACAUUUAUUUUGGCCAUCUUGACCAACGAACAAAUGACCACCAACAUUGGAUUGUAUGGAGAAGAUUCAAAGCACUUUGAAUUAAAGAGAGCAUCACAUUUGGCAACUGAAGAGUUGACAGAUUACAUUUAUUUCCUAAAAUCAAAGAUACAUAGUUUUGCCUACAAAGAGCAUAUUGUACUGACUGCUCAAAUCAUCAGUAAACUUAAAACCAUUUUAGAGAGUGGUUCACCACAGUCCCACGUUGAUCAUGCAGCUAGAACACUUGGAAUGAGUGGAGGAAUUAAUAACAACAGCAGCGGUGGUAGUGGUGGUUCAAUAUCACAAUCUGGUGAAUUCUCAUCACCCAUUAGACUAUCAACUGGUAGUGCCAGUGGAAGCGUUGAGGAUGAAAUUAAAACAACCCUUCGUAUUGUCGAAGUGUGUUCACGAGAGAUCAAUGAAAGACUGUCAAUCAUUCGUCGUGAUCUAGAGAAUGCACCAUUAAACGAAGCAAUUGAAAUGGGUAAAGCCAUUCGCAGUACCAAACAAACAUUGACCGAACUUUACAAUGAAAAUGGAUAUCCUCUUCCUGUUGAAGUAAAGGUUGUAGUUGGCGCAUCAGACGAUCAAUUGACGGCACUCAAGAAAACCCUUUUGCCACUAUUAGAACGUACGCUACUACAAGUAGAGAAUGUUUGUAAAAUUGUAAACACUCAAACAUCACAGGGUAUUCCUCCCGAUCAAGAUUGUAAGAAUAUAAUUGAUAGAUUACUAUUCAUAAACAAAGUAUCAGCAGUUGACACAAGUAUGAGUAGUAGCAGUAGAUGUCAAACAUGUGGAUGUGAUUUACAUCCUUCGACAUCUGCUACCUCUUCACCUUUAUUGUCCUCAACAAUUAAUAAACAUCAUCAUCAUCACCAUCAUUCAAAAAUAGCAACUACUUCAUCAUCAUCUUUAUCAAAUACACCACCUACUACUUUAGCACCUACAUCAUCAUCGUCAUCAUCAUUAUCAUCAUCAAAUAAUAAUAACAAUACUAAUAAUAAUAAUAAUAAUAAUAUCAAUAUAGAAUCAAAUACAAUUAAAUGGAGAAAGAUAUUGUAUGAGAAACAGAAUUAUCCAGACAACUUUACAGAUGAAACUUUCUUGAUUGGUUUGGUUCAAAAUGUAACGCAACAAAUAACAAUCGUAAUCAUAUUUGCAAAUGUAUUUAUACAUUCACUCAAACACACUCUUUCUUUACCUUUUUUACUUGGAAUGGCUAUGGGAAUACUAGUCAUUGGUUAUAUUUCAAUCAUUAUGAUUGAUCCAACAUCUGAUUAUAGAUAUGGUGUUGGUGUAGAUGAUAAUUACAAAUCUAUUUACUCUGUCUCUCUCUCUCUUAUAGUCGAAUCAAUCAAGGAUAGUAUAUUAUAUAUUAUAUUACUUUUUGGAACAGUUUACGCAUUAUCACCAGUAUUAAGAACCCUUACCAAUUCAUUCAGCGAUGAUACUAUAUGGGCGCUGACGUUUAUAUUAUUGCUGGCGCAUCUUUUUUUCCAUGACUAUGGUUACACAAACGGAGAGAGCGAAAGGUUUCAAGCUCCAAUCUCACUCAAUGCUGCCAUCUUUGCAUCGGUUCUAUUGGGAUCGAGACUUCCAUCAAUCAUACACGUUUUUGUACUCAUUUCCUUUGCCAUUGAAAUGUUUGCAUUAUUUCCAAUUGUCAGACAUCAUCUUAAAAAACACUCGAUAGAGUUGCACGCAGGUUUGACAGUCAUCCUUUGUGCUACAUGUAGUCUAUUACUAUUGGGUAUGAGUACCCUGUUGGCUUUAAUAUACGUUGCCAUUAUCAUUACCAUUACUUUUAUUUGUCCACUUUGGUUAAUCUUUAUUCAAAAAUAUAAAAACUCGAUGCACGGACCAUGGGAUGAGGCCUGUCCAGCUGUGGCCAAUGUUUAA